Messenger RNA from Ochotona princeps (American pika), 2183 nucleotides. RefSeq names its product cytohesin 1 interacting protein (gene CYTIP). Gene Ontology annotation, molecular function: protein binding. Bases 91 to 1170 code for a protein of 359 amino acids. The transcript is spliced from 8 exons. Gene Ontology annotation, cellular component: cell cortex. Gene Ontology annotation, biological process: regulation of cell adhesion. Lineage: Eukaryota; Metazoa; Chordata; Mammalia; Lagomorpha; Ochotonidae. The record is from RefSeq and is a predicted model, not a curated record.
UGGACGACUUGUGUGAGAGUGGUACUUUCAGCUUCCCCCAUCCUGAGAGGCCACUCAACCAUGUGCUCGCUGGAGUAAUCUUUGUUCACAAUGUCUUUGCAAAGGCUCAAGCAACAGAGCAGCAAUGGCAAUUUGGUGGACUAUAGCACUGGUCCAGCGUAUAGAUCUUACUCCACACUCCCAGGCAGCCUUACAGAGGAUGACAACAGGAGGAUUCAAAUGCUGGCAGACACGGUGGCUACUCUGCCUCGGGGACGAAAGCAGCUUGCUUUGACGAGAUCUGGUUCCUGGGGUGACUUUUCCUGGUCUCAAAGAAAGCUUGUUACUGUGGAAAAGCAAGAUAAUGAAACAUUUGGAUUUGAAAUUCAGCCUUACAGGCUCCAGAACCAGAAUGCCUGCUCCUCAGACAUGUGUACUCUGAUCUGUAGAGUGCUGGAGAACAGCCCGGCUCACUGUGCUGGCCUGCAAGCUGGUGAUGUCCUUGCAAAUAUCAAUGGUGUGAGCACAGAAGGCUUAACCUACAAACAAGUGGUUGACCUGAUCCGAUCUUCAGGGAAUCUACUCACGAUAGAGACUCUUAAUGGAACAAUGAUUCUCAGAAGAGCAGAGCUGGAAACGAAGCUGCAAGUUUUAAAGCAAACACUGAAGAAAAAAUGGGUGGAGUUCAGGUCUCUGCAGUUACAGGAACAGCGCCUACUUCAUGGUGAUGCUGCGAACUGCACAAGUUUAGAAGACAUCGACGUGGAUGAAGUCUCUUUGUUUGGGAACCUGCCUGGGCCAGCUGCGUCCCUCAUGGAACGGAACCGACUAUCCAGCGAGAGCAGCUGCAAGAGUUGGCUGAGCUCCAUGACCAUAGACAGCGAGGACGGUUACCAGACCUGUGUGUCCGAGGACUCAGCCAGGGGCGCCUUCAGCAGGCAGACAAGCACAGAUGACGAGUGCUUCGUGCCCAAGGAUGGGGAUGAUUUUCCGAGGAGGUCUUCCUCGAGGAGGAACCGCAGCAUUAGUACAGCCAGCAGCGGAUCCAUGUCUCCCCUGUGGGAGGGCAGCUUCUCCAGCGUGUUUGGGACCCUCCCCCGAAAGAGCAGGAGGGGAAGUGUCCGCAAGCAACUCUUGAAAUUCAUCCCUGGCCUUCAUCGUGCUGUGGAAGAGGAAGAGAGUCGUUUCUGAUGCGUCAUGAUGCCCUUUCGAAUUGGAUUAUUUCCCAAGAGUCUCUCGGCUUCUCCACACGAACUCCACCCUUCUGAUGGGAAAGCACAAUGGACUGAGAAACCCACAUGUUAUUUCAGAGCAGCAGGGAUCUUUAUCUGAUUCUUUGUUUUUGCUUCUUAAAUCAUGUUUCAACUCAAACUGUUCAAGUAUUAAGCAGACAAUAGGAAAAUUAAGUAAUGAGUUAGGUAUUAAAACAAAUUGGUCCAAGUGUCCAUGCUUCACGUGCUAUUUUCAAAAGUAAGGAUCCUAUUUAUUUUUUAGAUCAUUGUAUGGAAUAUUGAGAACUGUGUGACUAGAGAUAAUGUAAUUAGCCAGACUAUUGUUCAUAGUUCAAUUCCAUACGUUACAAAACUGUAUGCUUGUUUAAGCUCUGUAGCUACUAGAAUUCUCAAUAGUAGAGUUUUGAAUGUUUCUACUAAAUAUAUGAGAGUUCGUAAACAAAGGUGACCAUUAGCUUUUUCUCAUACCCUACGUGUCAGUAAGGAAGGAAAUAACAAGAUUCACGGUGAGGGAUUCACUUGAUGAGAAACACAGAACAAUGUGGCUGAGAUACAGGCUGCGGCAGGUGAGAAUGAAUCCUUUUCUUACAGGGAGUCCAGGCAAAAUGGAUGGGAAUCUCAUUCUGUUUGCCUAAUUUACUUUUUGUUCUUAUUCAACAUUGCUGACAGCUCCAGAGGACUCAGAGUUUUAAAUAUAUAUGUAUUUCUUUUCUUUUGUUCUCUGUCUUUGCUGCAAAUGCCCAGAAUUCACAGAGAAAAGCCAGUCUCAGGAUUUUUCUAGACUGUCUCAUACACUCCUUACAUUAUAUUGUGUAUUUCAGUGAUGACCUAAUUGCUCCUCUGUUGCUUCUCUUAGUAUCACAUUUCUGUCUUUUCAAAAAUUCUGUAUUUUAUUCAGUGUCCAUUAAUGUUCAUAAUUUCUCUGUUCUGGUGAUAGAGUUUUACAGUAAACAAUCUGGGCUACAUGAUAAA